AUGUCAUCGCUUUACAAAGAAAGACUUUUGUAUGAUGAAAUUGUAUUAUGGACAUUUCACAAAGGAAUUGUAAUGAUUUCUAAGCUGCUUGAGAAAGGUUGGUCGGAAGAAAUAAGUGAGGCAGGGAUAAAUUAUCCAACAGAAAAUAAAAUCAGAGCCACGAUUGACCGCGUCUACAUGUACGAUGUGAUCACUUUAAAGUCCAACACUCAACUAGGAGAACUGCAAACAAAAGAGAGAGAAUGUUGGUUUCAGAUUUGGUUACCAACACUACCAAAAACAGGUAAACAAGUGUAA
Clunio marinus is the source of this 297-nucleotide messenger RNA. Lineage: Eukaryota; Metazoa; Arthropoda; Insecta; Diptera; Chironomidae. The record is from the annotation of a GenBank genome assembly.